UACAUACAUCAAAUCUCUUCUCACCGUCCAGGAAAUCAGCAAACGUCACAAAUCCUGCAACCACAAAAUAUUUCAAAAAUUUUUGAGCUUCAUAUUUGGAUUCAUGCCCAGUAUGUGGUCUUCCAUUUGUGAUUUGGAUGACUCAAAAACCACAUUCUGCGUCAAAGUUCGACUGGUCCGCUCCUACGGAAAUCCUUCAUUUACAAACAAAGAAGAAAUCGUUAGUUGGAAAUGCAUUCUUCAUGAUUUUCAAGGAGAUAGAAUUGAGGCUACCAUUCCCAAGAAUCUCAUUGCCACCUUGAGGGAUCAAUUGGUGAAAAGAUUGGUGUACAGAAUCAAAAAUUUCAAGGUUGUGCACAACACAAAGAAGAACAAGCUUACUACACACAAGUACAAGAUCAUACUAUGUGAAGACACAAAGAUACAUGAAUUAUUUGUUCAGAAUUUUCCAAUGAAAAGAUUUUCAUUCAAAUCAUUUGAGGAGGUUCAAAUAAAAGAUAACUUAUACAAUGGCUCAUUAUUUGAUAUCAUUGGAGUGUUGGUGCAUCCAGGGGAAGUACAAAUUCGGACAUCAUCUACUGGAGAACAAAAAAAACUAAUCGAGCUGACUCUUGAAGACACCGAGCUUGUGAAAGAAUCCAGUUUGAAUACUACUAAUAAUAGUAGUAUCUCACAAGGAGCAAAAUGCACUUUAAGCAAUGAUGAUCUCUUUGAAGGAAUGAACAACCUUAAGGCAAUUGAGGAUUUAUUAUUUGAUGAUGAGUCAGGAUGCUCUUGGAUUAUUGGUACUACUGAUCGCAUAUAUUGGGAUUAUGGUUGGUACUAUCUUUCUUGCAAAAGAUGUAUGAAGAAAAUGAUCAAAGAUGAACAUCAGUUCUAUUGUAAACAUUGCAGCGCACAUUAUGAAUCAGCCACUCUUAGGUAACUAUUUAUAAUCUUUAUUAAAUAUUUAGGAUUAACUUAUAUUAAUGUUCUGUUAUAAAUGUAUUGGACAAGUACAAAUUAAGGUUCAUGCGAAGGACGAUACUGGUAGAGCACAAUUUCUGCUUUGGGAUAGAGAGUGCAAGCAAGUUAUAGGAAAGGCUACUGCAGAAUUAUAAGUUAAUUCAGAGGAAGAAAAUGUGGAUGACUUUCCUAAUGAAAUCCCCAAAGCUUUGUUGGACCACAAGUUUUUGUUCAAGUUUUGGAUGAUAGU
Messenger RNA from Salvia miltiorrhiza (redroot sage), 1195 nucleotides. RefSeq lists its product as uncharacterized. The coding region runs from base 104 to 925 and encodes 273 amino acids. The transcript is spliced from 7 exons. Lineage: Eukaryota; Viridiplantae; Streptophyta; Magnoliopsida; Lamiales; Lamiaceae. The record is from RefSeq and is a predicted model, not a curated record.